Molecule: messenger RNA, 5024 nt
Organism: Phyllostomus hastatus (greater spear-nosed bat)
Lineage: Eukaryota; Metazoa; Chordata; Mammalia; Chiroptera; Phyllostomidae
Gene: TAF5L
Product: TATA-box binding protein associated factor 5 like
Exons: 5
Coding region: 457-2226 (589 amino acids)
Biological process (GO): regulation of DNA-templated transcription
Cellular component (GO): nuclear protein-containing complex; histone acetyltransferase complex
Molecular function (GO): protein binding; transcription coactivator activity
Source: RefSeq, a predicted model, not a curated record
UCGGAGGCUACACCUGGAGGGGCUCUGCGUCCUUGCUCGGGUGGGUCUGGCCCGGGCGGCUCCGGGGCACGCGCCGGGAAGGGGUCCUUAGCGCUGGGCAGCCGGGCAGGGGCACCGGUCCAGAUCUCGUUUUCACGUACGGCGAAAGGAAAUGUCUUUUGGCCGAACUCACGAUUAAACUUCGCACAUGGUGAUGGUGGGCGGAUGGAUGAGAAAUCGACCUCUGCCUGUGACAGGGGAGAUCUUGAGUGAGAGUAGCGGUUGCUGGAAGACGCCGACCUGCAAGGUUGCCUGCCUUUGCGGGCUUUAAGCCGUGACAGCCGCGGAAGAGUCGGGCGCCCCGGCGGUACUCGCGACCCUCCGAGGCUUCUGAACAGGCGAGUGUGACAUCCUGGUGGGCUGGGUGACCCCCGAUCUCUUACAGCUCUGUGUUCUGCGGUCCCCGCCCCCAAGGUCAUGAAACGAGUGCGCACCGAGCAGAUUCAGAUGGCAGUGUCCUGCUACCUCAAACGCCGGCAAUACGUGGACUCGGACGGUCCCCUGAAGCAAGGACUGCGGCUGUCACAGACUGCUGAGGAGAUGGCAGCCAACCUGACAGUCCAAACAGAAUCUGGCUGUACCAACAUAGUGUCUGCAGCCCCCUGUCAGACGGAGCCCCAGCAGUACGAAGUGCAGUUUGGACGACUGCGGAAUUUCCUCACCGAUUCUGAUUCCCAGCAUAGCCACGAAGUGAUGCCUCUCCUCUAUCCUCUCUUUGUCUACCUCCAUCUCAACCUGGUCCAGAACAGCCCGAAGAGCACAGUGGAAAGCUUUUACAGUCGCUUCCAUGGGAUGUUUCUGCAGAACGCUAGCCAGAAGGAUGUCAUCGAGCAGCUCCAGACCACUCAGACCAUCCAGGACAUCUUGUCCAACUUCAAGCUUCGAGCAUUCCUAGAUCAUAAGUACGUGGUCCGUCUCCAGGAAGACAGCUACAACUACCUUAUCCGCUACCUCCAAAGUGACAACAACGCCGCCCUGUGCAGAGUCCUCACCUUGCACAUCCAUCUGGACGUGCAGCCUGCCAAGAGAACAGAUUACCAACUCUACGCCAGCGGCGGCUCCUCACGAAGUGAGGGCAACGGCUUAGAGCCCACCGACAUGCCCGCCCCGAUUCUGCAGAACGAGGCUGCCCUGGAGGUCCUGCAGGAGAGCAUCAAGCGCGUCAAGGACGGCCCUCCCUCCCUCACCACCAUCUGUUUCUAUGCCUUCUAUAACACGGAGCAGCUGCUGAACACCGCAGAGAUCUCCCCAGACAGCAAGCUGCUGGCUGCGGGGUUUGACAACUCCUGUAUAAAACUGUGGAGUUUACGAUCCAAGAAGCUGAAAUCAGAACCCCAUCAAGUAGACGUGUCCCGCAUCCACCUGGCCUGUGACAUUCUGGAAGAGGAGGAUGACGAGGACGACGCGGCCGGCGCGGAGAUGAAGGUCCUGCGGGGGCACUGCGGGCCGGUGUACAGCACGAGGUUCCUCGCGGACAGCUCAGGGUUGCUCUCCUGCUCCGAAGACAUGUCCAUUCGGUACUGGGACCUCGGGAGCUUCACCAACACUGUGUUGUACCAGGGGCACGCCUACCCGGUGUGGGACCUGGACAUCAGCCCGUUCAGCCUGUACUUCGCCAGCGGGUCCCACGACCGCACCGCAAGGCUGUGGUCGUUCGAUCGGACGUACCCGCUGAGAAUAUACGCAGGCCACCUGGCCGACGUGGACUGCGUCAAAUUCCACCCUAAUUCGAACUACUUGGCCACGGGCUCCACCGACAAGACCGUCCGGCUGUGGAGCGCCCAGCAGGGGAACUCGGUGAGGCUCUUCACGGGCCACCGCGGCCCUGUGCUCUCCCUCGCCUUUUCGCCCAACGGUAAGUACUUGGCGUCGGCCGGGGAGGACCAGCGGCUGAAGCUAUGGGACUUGGCCUCUGGGACCCUUUACAAAGAACUGAGAGGCCACACGGACAAUAUCACCAGCCUCACCUUCAGCCCGGACAGCAGCCUGAUCGCCUCCGCGUCCAUGGACAACUCGGUGCGCGUCUGGGACAUCAGGAACACCUACUGCAGCGCGGCGGCCGACGGCUCCUCCGGCGAGCUCGUGGGCGUGUACACCGGGCAGAUGAGCAACGUGCUGAGUGUGCAGUUCAUGGCCUGCAACCUCCUCCUGGUGACUGGAAUCACACAAGAAAAUCAGGAACAUUGAUUUUUGGGUUUUUUUACCUUCAUUGUGACGGACUCGGGCAGCAGCGGCGUCGAGGGCCUCCAGAUUGUAAGUCUUACGCUCGAAUCACUGACUGACUGUGAAAGACCCCCCUUCUCUCCCCCUUCCCCUGUGCAGACAUCCUGAGCACGCCACCCUUCAGUCAGUCCCCCAAAUGUCAAAGGACUGGGGGGAGGACGGAUGGCGAUCAGCGGACCUGAGAUCAAGAAUGAGACGCUCUGGAGGUCGGACGGCAAGCUCUUCCAAAGAUGCCGCUGUGUCCCGGCGCCAGCACCUCUGUGUCCGUCUCGCUUUCCCCUCUGAAACUGCGAUGCUGAUGCUGCUGCCGCCGCGGCCGGCUGCCACGCGUGAUCCCAGGACGGUCGCAGAGGGCUCUCGGGCGGAGCGCUGCCGCGGGGUCGCGUGCCCUCAGCCGCCGGGCGGAAGGGGAUCCCCACUGAUGCAGGGGUGCAGGGGCGGGGACGAGGCACGGAGGCCAGGAUCGCCCUGGAAAAGGUCUUUCCUUUCCCGUGAUUACAGAGAACAGGAUUUUUUAUUAUUAUUAUAAUUAUAGUAAUUAUUAUUAUUAUUGAGAAGAGGAAACCUAGCACUGGCAGAGUGUCUUCUCUGCUCCCACCUUUCAGGUCUGACUCCUGACACUGGCUGUGAUACUUGGAAUUUUUGAGGUUCAGGGAAUUCAGAGAAUUUCGUAGCACAGUGUAUCGUGAGGAAGGGACAGUCUCUUGGGGACAGAAGCCACCCCCCACCAGCGUGUUUCUAGCAGCGGGUGGGCGGGUUGAUGGAGAACGCCUUGGGCUCUUGCAGGGAUGGUGGAAACGAAAGAUGCUCUUCAUAGCUGCGCUCCUGUGAACGGUUCUCCCUGAAAGGCCAUAUUGUCAUAAAGAAAAGAAAAUAACUUGAGACGAUAGGUCGCAAGGUAGAAUGAGAAAAUGUUGAAUUUCCACAUGAGCAUCUAUUCCGAGGUGUGGCUUUCUCAGUCUCUUUCUCCUGGAGCUCACCUGCUCCCACCUCCUGCAGUAGCAGUGUAAUCAGCCCUUCGUGAAAAAAGUAUAAGGACGAAUGAACACAUAUAAAACUUGGAGGAUGAAGCAAGCUCCAGUUUGUGGGGAAAGGAUUAACUAUUUCUGUUUUCUGAAAAGAGUUAUUUUGUAUUUUGUUUUCUAUUAAAAUGUAUUUAGUUUCCAAACAAAAAGUGUUGGCAUCUCAUUUAAGCUGUGAGGAGAGAGAGUGCGUGGCCUGUCCCGAGGCUCCCCUUCUGGGUGACAGCCCGUCCCGUAGGCCAGACCAGCCCCCAAGGACUUGCAUCCGUUCUCGCCUGCUCGUGUAGUCUGUCCCGCUGACCUUGAACCCCGACUCCUUGGGUGUUCACAGGGACUACCAGUAGCAUUCAGGACCGUUUCUGCAUCCAGGAUUGCCGGUUGCUGACCGGGGACAACAUAUAUUUUGCCAUCUAGAGUUAUUUUGUAAGAUUCUAUUUCCUUUUUUUUUUAAUCAAAUUAUGACAUUGCUAAGGGGCAUAAGACCUGUGUUAUUUAAUUCAGAUUAUUUAUUGAACAAUCCCAAAUAAUGGACUCAUUCAAAGAUUUAAAUGAUGCCAGAAUUUGUAAAAUGUACUUAAAUAUGUAACACUCUGCAAGGACACCAGAAUUAUCAGGAAAUUAAAUAGGAAGACUCUAGAAUUUUGUGCCAAAAAACUUUUUUUACUUGAGCCUAAGGUGCUAAAUAAUAGGAAAUGUUCCUUAUAGAUACAAAUGUGUAUCUGAGACAUUGUAAGAAGGAUCCUUUGGCAACUUAGCCAGACAGCAUCGCUUUCCACAUGGUCUGCGGGAAAAGCCUAGAAUUCAAAUGCAUUCUUCGCUAUAAUGAGUAGGUACUUCAGUUAGAUUGCUGGUGUAUUGCUAGAAAUAAUGAAAUUUAUAAAUUGGACGGAGUCAUUCUCAGAAGUGGAAAGAUCACCGAUUCGGGAGGUUUUGUGUUUGUCUUUUAAUGCAGGACUUCUUUGAUUAGACACAAAUGUAUCCGGUUGGUCAGUCUUCACAUUAUCAAUCAUGUAUAUACUUUGUGAUUUCAAUUGAAGCGCUUAAUGAUCUGUGUGUUUGGCCUUUUUUCUUUUUUUUACUUCUGUUGCGAGCUCAUUUUAAGGUGGGGUCAUGGAACUUCAUAGAAUGCCUGUCGCUGUGUCCCCAGUGUCUUAGGAGACACUGUGAGGGGCAUGCGUGUGCGGGGGUGUCCACGGGAUGCCCGGCCCUGUGGGCACCCCCCAGGUUGCUGUCUCAUGCGCUUAAUCUUCAGAGCAUUCCUGUGGUGUGGACAGGACUGGCGAUGUUACCGUUUUGUAUUUGAGAUACCUAAAGCUGAGAAAACCUAUAUUAUUUAUUUUUGGAAUAAAGAAACUUUAGAGUAUUCGGUUAUUUUGAACCACAGUGAUAAAUCUCCUCAAUGUGUGUUGGGGGGAUGGACAGGGGAACAGCUGAAAUUUCUUAAGACUGUCAGGCUCAGAAAAUCUGACUGUAAUUUUAAUUUAGGAGUAGACUGGUCAAAAGAAAGAAAAAUUAGGAUAAAGGAAAGUAAUGAAGACAGACAAAAUAGGAAAUUAUUUCAAGUUUUUAAAUUCAAAGUCCAGCUUCUAAGGAUAUGAUUACUAGCUUUUCAUUUGUUUUAUUUGUGUAUUAAAAAUGUCUUGGUUGUAUAAAAAAUAUUUGAGUAUGUAGGCUUCUCAUUUUGCUAUUGCCCAGAUUGGUAUUUAAGUAUAUGGAUUAAAAACUUAGUCUGUACUUCAA